GAGCGGUUGCUUCUUGAAUUAUUUUAGUAGAGUUCGGAUUGUUAACGUGGAUGACUGGAGUUCGUGCCAGCACUUUCCGGGCGAGGAAACCAAAGUGUCAUCGUAUGAAGAGUUCGAAUUUUAGGAUUCAAGUGUGUGAGAGCAGAGAGCCGAGUCAUAACUUCGAAGUUUUAUUUUUACGUUUUCUCGAUGUGUUUGGUUCUGGUUUUGGCUAUGUAUCAUUCAGGUGCAAGGAGUACCUGACACGGUACUGUGUGUCCUUGGAUUGUCUUCAGGCCAUUCUGUCCUUUCCUGGCGUUCAUUUUCUUGCCAGAGAUGUGUGUAGAGAAAGUGAAGCGGAGGCGUUUCCUGCCGACGUAGAGACUGAAGCCUGUUAAGUCAGGCGUUACGAAGUGGAUACUCUGGUGUCUUUUUGGCAGCAUUAGUACAGCUGUCUUCCUUCCUGGUUGUUUUAGUGAGCUUUUCUUUGGAAUCGAGCCUUUGCAUUUUCUUGGCCUUACCCCUUCCUCAUGGACAUAGAGUUUAUGAAAUUUUUGUUUGUCUUUAUUUUUAUUUUUGUACGCAGAAUUCACUUCAUUAGUUCUUGUUGUGCAGUGUUUGGUUAUCACGGCUUGCUCCGUGUAAUGAAUUACUUAUGCCUUGCCACUGUAUUUGGUGCUUUUUUGGAACGAGUUUUGGUUGCCAUUUUCUUGUAAUCUCAUUUUUGCUAUUUGUAUUCCAAUAUGCUACAAUAAACCAGGGUUUUGGAACACCGUCGUGAAGAAUUAUUAGUCUCCUUGAAUUGUAUUUUGGUUAGAGCUUCUCUAGGUGUCUAUCUUAAGUCUAUUUUGGAAUUUUAGUGUAGUGAAGUUGAGUAGUGUGUCAUUGGAUGAUAUUGAGCUAGCAAUUUAUCAUUUCGAGAGUUUAGGCGUUUUUUUAAUUAAAAAUCGAAAACCAGACGGUGGUGGAGAGUUUUGUAGAUUGGGCUUACCUUCUUGAUUAUUGCAAUUCUUGUAUCUAUCCUUAUGUUAUGUUGAUGCUGCGGUUACGCCUUUCUAAUAAAAUGUGUUCUCCAUGAGCAGUUGAAGGUACCAUACCUUAUGGGGUGGCAAGAACUUAUUAGACGCUGAUGAUAUUGGAGAUACAUUGUAGGUCCUCCGACGUAUCUUGACAAUUCGCUGUACUUAAAAAUGUACAACUGAUAUAGUCAUCGCCAUAAAGGAGUGGCUGUGAUUGAGAAAGCAGGGAAGCGUAUCAUGGCAUUACCAUAUCCAGGAACAGUUGAUAGGAUGAUAUCCUUUGUUCAACAACACAACUUUGUAGCCGAUUAUAUAUGUGGUCCUACAGUGAUGCUAAGGCGGAAUUGUCAGACAGCGGUCUUCUUUGUGCGGAAGUUGGCAAGCCGGACUUUGUUCCUACACACUAUUUUCUGGACAUUGGUGCUUGCAGCAACUGUGACUGUAGCUGCACUCAGCCUGGAGAUGGGUUUUAGUAAUGCCAUUUCUCCUCAUAUUGAGAUAGCCGAGGCGUGCUCGUUACAAAGUAACAAAGCUUCGCCAUCUUGUCGACAAUGUUUUCGAUUGCCACUUGAUGGUCCUCGGGAUGGUCUUUGUGUUCCUGCUAACAUGUUCAGAAAAUCAGGAAUGGAUUUCGCAGUGCCACCCAUUUUUGCCGCCCUUGUAGUAACAGGAUCUGCCUUGUUCGUUCAAAAUCUGGGCCUCUGGAGUUAUUAGCUCCUCUGCUUCGAAAUGCAUCGUGUACACGAAGAGAUGCUUUUUGACAAGACAACGUCUUUACUUCUGUAUAUAUCAUCCUCGCCGUCCCAUAGCAGUUGAGUGAUGAUAAUUAAAUUACACCCUGUUGGAUACCACCUGGCGAGGAGGCUGCUCGCCAAUUGGCUCGACUCUAGGAACUUUUGUUGCAGAUAGUGUUCUCUCUUCUACGAAGUAUACUUAAUAAUAUAAAUGUUAUGGAGGUGAUGGUUGGCUUCAGAAGACAAAGUGCGUGCAUUUGGUUGAAGGCACGAGCUUCAAAUAUCCUUGCCUAAUUGAGUGGCGGGUAUGAAGAUAUACCUCAUAUUGUCUUGUGUUUUUUUCGGAAUCUUUCCAUUUUAUGUUAAUGCUUAGUUAUUAGAAUCCCCGAUGCUAAGACAUUAUGACACAGAAGAUGUGAGCCAUCUCACGUCAACAUGACGGUACCAGCCUUCGAUGCCGGUAGUUCUUGUUUUUAAUAUUGUAACUAUGUGAGUUCGCUAGUAUUUAGCGUAUGUCUCUCUGCAGUGUCAUAUCAAAGUUGUACUUCAGUGGAUCCUUUACCUCCAUAACAUCAUCUUCACAAAUCAUUUAAACAAUUAAAAUAUCAUUGUCCUAUCUAUAACUAUACA
Physcomitrium patens is the source of this 2362-nucleotide messenger RNA. Lineage: Eukaryota; Viridiplantae; Streptophyta; Bryopsida; Funariales; Funariaceae. The record is from RefSeq and is a predicted model, not a curated record.